UCUACCACAUGCACCACCGAUCCAAUCAGAACAACCCUAACGCGAACGCCCAUCACAAUAGGCGAGAUUCGCCGACGAUGAAGUCGAGUGUUGAUAUCCAGCCGGAGUGGACCAUGCUCGAUCAGAUCCCCUUCUCGACGUUUACUAAGCUUUCGUUCUCGGUCCCUGAUCAGCCUGAGGACCUCCUUGUUUGUGGUGCCCUAGAGUACUAUGAUCGGUCCUUUGAUCGUAUCAAUCCGAAGAAUGAUCGAAGGCUUGAGAGGUUCAAGUCGAGGAAUUUCUUCAAGGUUACGACUACUGAUGAUCCGGUGAUCCGUAGGCUUGCGAACGAGGAUAAAGCUACUGUCUUUGCGACGGAUGCUAUACUUUCAGCUCUGAUGUGUGCUCCGAGAUCGGUCUAUUCGUGGGAUAUUGUGAUUCAGAAGGUUGGGAAUAAGUUGUUCUUCGAUAAGCGAGAUGGGUCGCAAUUGGAUCUGUUGUCGGUUAAUGAGACUUCGCAGGAGCUUCUGCCAGAGGCGAAGGAGGAUAUAAACUCGGCCCAUUCACUUGCCAUUGAAGCUACUUACAUCAAUCAGAACUUUUCUCAGCAGGUUCUUGUGAGAGAUGGCAACAAGAUGGCCUUUGAGGAGCCAAACCCAUUUGCUUCUGAAGGAGAAGAGGUUGCUUCAGUGGCUUAUCGUUACCGCCGAUGGAAGCUUGAUGAUGAUAUGUUCUUGGUCGCUAGAUGCGAGGUUCAUGCUGUUUCUGAUGUGAAGGGGCAGAGGUCGUUCUUCACACUGAAUGCACUCAAUGAGUUUGAUCCAAAGUAUACUGGCGUUGAUUGGAGGCAGAAGCUUGAAACCCAGAGAGGGGCUGUUCUUGCAACUGAGCUCAAGAACAAUGCGAAUAAGCUCGCUAAAUGGACUGCUCAGGCUUUGCUUGCGAGUGCGGACAUGAUGAAACUUGGUUAUGUUUCUAGGAUUCACCCGAGAGAUCACUUUAAUCAUACCAUUUUGAGUGUUGUCGGGUAUAAGCCAAGGGACUUUGCUGCUCAGAUCAAUUUGAACACUUCGAACAUGUGGGGUAUUGUGAAGUCAAUUGUUGAUCUAUGCAUGAAGCUUAAUGAGGGGAAGUAUGUGCUUGUGAAGGAUCCUGUGAAGCCUCAGGUGACAGUGCCGGAGGAGGAGCAAGUUCAGCCGCCUGCAGAGGAGGAGUCCGCAGAGAAGGUUAUGGAUGCUGUUGCUGAGGCAGAGGCAAAUGGUGAUGAGGGUCAGACUGAGAAGGAGGCAGCACCAACCGCCACCACUUGAGGGGUAUCUGCACUGUCCUUUUAAUUGCACUGGUUGAGACUUGAGAGUAUUGGACUUAGCCUUAUGUUUCAGUCUUUCAGAUAUAUUUUAUUGUUGAGGAUUUUGAGUUGUGGUACUUUGCUUGUGUUGUGUGGUAUAGCUGAGUUUAAGGUCAGAACUUUUUGGUUAUUUCAGACUUUAUAUCAUAAGUAACUACCGUAAUUAUAUUUUUCUUUUCUGAUUAA
Molecule: messenger RNA, 1513 nt
Organism: Asparagus officinalis (garden asparagus)
Lineage: Eukaryota; Viridiplantae; Streptophyta; Magnoliopsida; Asparagales; Asparagaceae
Product: eukaryotic translation initiation factor 3 subunit D-like
Biological process (GO): translational initiation
Cellular component (GO): eukaryotic translation initiation factor 3 complex; cytoplasm
Molecular function (GO): translation initiation factor activity
Source: RefSeq, a predicted model, not a curated record